This is a messenger RNA of Botrytis byssoidea, 381 nucleotides long. RefSeq lists its product as uncharacterized. The record is from RefSeq and is a predicted model, not a curated record. NCBI's taxonomy places the organism in Eukaryota, Fungi, Ascomycota, Leotiomycetes, Helotiales, Sclerotiniaceae. Bases 1 to 381 code for a protein of 126 amino acids. The transcript has 3 exons.
AUGAUCAGGAGUUCAACAUCUAUCUGGCCUCUGACAUUCACAAGAGCGCAAAAGGCAUUCGUCAAAGUUCGUCAAAUACGACAUCAUGUAGAUGAAGACAAGGAGAACCGAGUACUUUUCUACGAUUAUGCCAGAUCCAACAUGCUUGAAAUGAUAAGCGACUGUCCUCCUCUUCCUUUGCAAGCAAGAAAGACGAUCCUCGAAGAGCUUGGCCUGGCAUUGAAAGAUAUGCACGCUGGAAAUUGUAUACACCUUGGUACGCAUCUUCUAAACCAUAAGAGAGGAAGGGUGAUGUGGCAAAGCCCAGAAGGACGACUAAGGAUGGGAAUGGGGAAGCAUUUGGAGGUGUUUUCUUCCGGACUUCUGGCAAGUCAAAUUUAA